AUGUUGACGGGAUCAAAGACUACAUUCAAAGUAAGGCAAAUGGUCCCAGACAUAAAGGAAAGGAUGCUAAGCCACAGUGGUGUCCAUGCCCGAGGGAGAGAGAUGUUUGGACUCUGCUGCUUACCAGGAGAGUGUGUGCUCCAGAGAGCGGUGCUGGUGAGGAAGAAGCUGUCUGCCAGAGAGGGGGGAGGCUGGCUGUCUGGCACUCUGUUUUGCACCCAUUUCCGAGUAGCCUUCGUGCCUCAGGACAGCCCGAAACCCGACGACAAUGCAGAUCCUGUUUUGCUUGGUGACCAUGAUGUGGCUCUGGCCUCCAUUGAGAAGGUUGUAGCCGUGGGGCCGUCCCGGACCAAACUGGUGACUCCUAACUCAUCUUUGAAGUUCACUCCUGAGGAGCUGGUCCUGUACUGUCGAGACCUCCGUGUCCUCUGCUUCCUGUUUGACCGAUUGACUCCGGAUACUCAGGCCAUAGAGAUUACUUAUACUAUCGCAAAGACCUACCAGCCCCUGAAACCUGGGACGCUUUUCUCCUUCCAGAAUGCUGCUCUGGGAAGCAUUGAGAUGAAGCAGUUUCUGAGCAACCGCAGACGUGACCCUAAUAUGAACUGGUUUGAGUGUCCGGCAGACUGGGAACAGGAGCUGGAGAGGACAGGGGCGACGGGAUGGAGGGUCAGCUCUGUCAACGACCGCUUUGAGAUGUCCACCAGUCUUUCCAGGUUUAAUGUGGUUCCUCAAAAAGUUCUGGACACAGAGCUGAAGAAAACAUUCGCUCACUUCAACGAAGGACGCAUUCCUCGAUGGUGCUGGCGUCAUCCCCGUGGCAGUGACCUGUUACGAAUGGCCAGCUUUCAGAACAACAUCUACCACGAGAAGGAUGACAUCAGGAAUCUGGAGCUGGUGCUGUUUGGAGGACAGCAGGUAUGUGUGGUGGUGGAUCUGGGUGAAGAAAUGCCCUCACCCGCCGACAUCCAGUUGGCACACACACGACUGCGAGCCCUGUGUCUGGGGGAUAUUUCGGCAUCUGUGACUGUUCCAGACGAUAAAUGGCUGUCGACUCUUGAGGGCACUCAUUGGCUGGACUAUACCAGGUGCUGCCUGAGAAAAGCCGCUGAAGUGGCAUGCUUGCUUAGAGGAGGUCACCUUACUGUAGCACUCCAAGAGCCUGAAGACCGUGAUAUGAACUGCGUGGUAUCCAGUCUGGUCCAGGUGAUGUGCGAUCCACACAGUAGGACUGUGGCAGGAUUCCAGAGCUUGGUCCAGAAGGAAUGGGUGAUGGCGGGUCAUCGUUUCCUGAGCCGAAUCAACUACCACCGCGACAGCGACAAAGAGGAGGCUCCUGUAUUUCUGCUCUUCUUGGACUGUGUGUGGCAGUUGUGGGAUCAGUACCCUGGUCGAUUCCAGCUUACUGGAGACUAUCUCCUGGCCCUGCAUGACAGCGUCCACAUUCCCCUCUUCAGCAGCUUCCUGGCCAACUGCCAGAGAGAGAGGUGUAGGCGAUCACAGCACCUUCCUCAAAGUUACACCCCGAUUAAUGGCUUGAGAGAGAUGCUGCCCAGAGGGGCCUCUGAUGAUCCGACGGACCCUCCUUUUCCUCCGGUGUGGGACUGGGCUCUGCAGUACAGCAGCCAGAGACAAGCCCGGUUCACACAGCCUGUGAGCCAGCCCAUCUGCUCACAACCACUCCUCAAUGGAAACCUCAACACAAACCUAGACCCCAACCAGUAUGGUGAUGGUGUCCCAGGAUCAGUAUUUCUGCUGUCUCGCGGCACCUUCUCAUCCCCCUCCAACCUGCUGCCGUGGCGGAGCGCGGGAAGUUCGGCAUCCUACAGAAAGAGCCACCGCAGGGCUCCCUCCUCCGAGAGCCUGCCGGGGCUAGAGAGACUUAUCAAAGCCUGCUCCCUCACAGAGCCCCCCCAAAACACCAACACCGCUUUCCACGACCCCCACGAGCCCCUGCUGCCUCUGCUCCUAGGACCCUGUGUCAGGGUGUGGAAGGACUGUUAUUUGAGAGGAGCCUUACAUGCUCAGGCCUUUUCCCAUCCAAUGUCUUCCAUCACUCAGCACCCAGUGGAACAGCUGGCCUGUGAGGUGCAGCAGCUCAGAGAGAAACUAGCACAGGUGUCCAUCGUGCGGCCUGCUAACGCAGCCAAGAGACAAGAAUCGCACAGGCCCGAGGCAAACCUCAACCAGAAUGCCAACAACGAAACCUUUCUCUUCGCGUCCUCCAGAGCAGCCCAGCAACACCACGCCUCCAACAGGGCCACAGCCCACCCCUCUGCCCUCACUAAGACGCCACACCCCACCCCAGCAACGUCCAGAUCCAGCAACAGGGACAACAACAAACACACGUUUCUCUUCGGCCACCAGUCAGAGGGCCGGCACGUUCCCACGCGCAAUGCCAAGCUGCCCAAGAACAACUAG
Molecule: messenger RNA, 2421 nt
Organism: Chanos chanos (milkfish)
Lineage: Eukaryota; Metazoa; Chordata; Actinopteri; Gonorynchiformes; Chanidae
Gene: mtmr11
Product: myotubularin related protein 11
Exons: 17
Coding region: 1-2421 (806 amino acids)
Biological process (GO): phosphatidylinositol dephosphorylation
Cellular component (GO): membrane; cytoplasm
Source: RefSeq, a predicted model, not a curated record